Molecule: messenger RNA, 4259 nt
Organism: Mus musculus (house mouse)
Lineage: Eukaryota; Metazoa; Chordata; Mammalia; Rodentia; Muridae
Gene: Zfp639
Product: zinc finger protein 639
Exons: 6
Coding region: 2721-4178 (485 amino acids)
Biological process (GO): host-mediated suppression of viral transcription; positive regulation of transcription by RNA polymerase II; symbiont entry into host cell
Cellular component (GO): nucleoplasm; nucleus
Molecular function (GO): DNA-binding transcription factor activity; DNA-binding transcription activator activity, RNA polymerase II-specific; transcription cis-regulatory region binding
Source: RefSeq, a predicted model, not a curated record
CGCGGCCCGCUGUGGCGCAUGCGCGGGGUGACGGGGUGAGUGCUGCUGGGCCUGGCGGGCAGGGAAGGGCAGGGCCGGGGAGGGCGCGGGCGGCUGGGCAGGGCGCGGGCGGUGGCCCGGCAGCCCCCUCCGUCCCAUCAUCCGGGCGUGUCUCGCCGGAGCUGCGCUGCUACGUGAGGUGAGGGCCGGCCUCCGGGGCCUGCGUGCCAAGCGAGGGCCGCGGGGCGAGCGGGGCCUGCCCGGCCCGGUGCGUGUCGGCCGCUCGGGUGGACUCGGCGGCGGGGGGGCCUAUGCCGGCCUGCAGGAGGCUGCUCCCGCGGGAGACGCUGGAGUCCAGCGGGGACCCGGCCCUGAGUCCUCACGGACAGAGGCUCCCAGGAGAGGCCAAUCAGACCAGCGCUCUUCGAAUUCCUGUAAUCUGUGACAGGGACUUGUGUAGCCUAGGCUAGCCGGAAAGGCGUGUGCCACCACGCCGGGCUUCAAUUAGAACGGGAAAAUUCUCUUUCUGUUUGAAAAUGUACGUGCUUAUUGCGUGUAUGCAUGCGCACGUGUGCCAUGGCGCAAGUGUAGAGGUCAGAGGACAACUUUCCAAGAGGCUGUUCUUCCCACCUUGCGGGUUCCAGGGAAGACACCCAGGUCGUCUGGCUUAGCUGUAAGCGCCUUCUGAGCCCUGGAAAUAUUUUUUGUUUGUUUGUUUUAAUGGAGGUGAAAAAAUAAAGUGUUAUAAACGUCUUCAAAACGCAACGACCCAGUCUCAAAAAAUUCGGUGCUGGGUGCUGGAGAGAACACCCAGUUGGAGUAGGUUCAUGAUUGCCUCCAGAUCAGACACCAUCUCGGACUACACAUGCGCGCGAAAACAGCCUUUUAAAAAUAUGUCUUGGUGCGGGGCAGUGGUGGCGCACACCUUUAAACCCAGCACUUGGGAGGCAGAGGCAGACGGAUUUCUGAGUUCAAGGCCAGCCUGAUCUACAGAGUGAGUUCCAGGACAGCUGGGCUACACAGAGAAACUCUGUCUCGAAAAAAACAAACAAAAAAAGUGUCUAGGCAUUGUGUGAAGACAUCCGAGGUUUCAUGAGAAACCUUUGAAAAGGUUUGUCUAUGGGAAGCACUAUUAAGUGUUGUGAAGGUUCCAGGUGCCAAGAUGCCUCUGUGUGGGUGAUGUGUUUGUUUUGUUUUUAGGACACAAGAGACUUUAUGUGUAAUCUUGCCUCAGCCUCCUGAGUGCUGGGAUGUCAGCUGUGAGCCACUGAGCUCUGCUGUUGAUGUGGAAGAGGGCAGUUGGGCCUUUUUAAAAUGGGAUUUUUUUUUCUGUCUUCAAUGUUAUCUCAAAAAGUGGAGAGCAAGCCAGUAGUGUUGUAUGCCUUUAACAACAAAUUGCCUAACCCCAAACAUAAAUAUAAAUUCAGAAUUAGCACAUCCCGUCUAUUAAUUUUUUUUUCAAACACUAUGUACUUCUGGCUGGCCAGGAACUCACUGUGUAGACCAGACUGGUCAAGAACUCAGAGACAUCCUCCGUCUCUACCGCCUGAGGGCUGGGGAUAAAGGUGUAGGUCUCAAUACUCAGUUUCUCCAGACAGGGUUUCUCUGUGUAGCCCUGGCUGUCCUGGAACUUGCUUUGUAGACCAGGCUGGCCUCAAACUCGGAGAUCUGCCUGCCCCUGCCUCCCAAGUGCUGGCACUGAAGACAUGUGCCACCACUUUAGGCUUAAAUUUUUUUUAAAUGAUAAAUUAUAAACUAUGGAUAUAUCACCACGAUAUUAUCUUUUUUUUUUCCUGAGUGAAUGGAUUUUAGGUGAUUAAAUUUCAAAUGUCCUGGUUUUCUACAGUGACACCUGUGUAUAAUUGGGGAAGGAUACGUUUCAGAUAGUUAACAGUCUUUUUAAAAGGAUAACUAGUGAGCAUGAGUUUUUAUGGUUCACAUUUCAUUAAGAAGUCAAAUUUCUCAAGCUGACAAGAUGGCCAGCUCAUUUCCCAGUGAGUAAGGUCCCUGCUGCCUGAGGACCUGAGUCCAGUCCUCAGGACUCGCGACAUUCCUGUGUCCUGUGGACACUCCCGAUGUCUUUAUGAAGGCACUUGUGCAUACACAAAUCCAAUUCUAUUUGCCUGGGUGAAGGCUGGUUGACAGCUCUUGGUUGUGAGUGGUCUUAAGGAACCUUUGGUGAUGUCCAAUCCUGAGGAGUCACACUCUCCUCCACCUUCCUCACGUGACAAGACAAAUCCAAAUGGCAAUGUUAAGGACUUGUAAUCCCGUGCUUGGUUUCCUUUUCUUACUUUUUUGUUCACGUUCUGAACAACCUGAGAUAUUCUCUUGACAGUUGUGUUCUACCUAUUAGAAUAUGAUAGAAUAUGGACUAUAAGAAACUGUGUCUCCAAAGAAAGCUGAUUAUGGCGUUGGGUGAGGCAUUUUGUCUGUUUAUCUAACAUUUCUGUAAGAGUAUGGCUGUCAGUUUUUCAGAUUAUCACCUCCCCUCCUGCUUGUGCUUAAGAACUUGAAGCAAGAUGAGCUUGCUGCUGGCAGCAUGGAAGGAGGGUUCACACAUGCACAGUUAGUUACCUGAUGUCAGAGCUCCGAAGACAAGUGUGCCAUCUAUGUCGUAAUGGACUUUAGUGGCGUUGGUUUCUUCCUUGCUUAGAAUGAGGCACUUUUUGUCAUUUGUGGAAACUUGCCUGUAAUUCAUUUUCCUCACUGCAGUAUUGAGAGUUAUACCAAAUUGAAAAGAUAUGAAUGAAUAUCCUAAAAAAAGAAAAAGGAAGACUUUACACCCUUCUCGCUAUUCAGAUUCUUCUGGAAUAAGCAGAAUUGCAGAUGGAGUCAGUGGGAUUUUUUCUGAUCACUGUUACAGUGUCUGCUCUAUGAGACAGCCAGACUUAAAAUAUUUUGACAACAAAGAUGAUGAUUCUGAUCCUGAGACAGCAAAUGACUUGCCCAAAUUUGCAGAUGGAACCAAGGCCAGAAACAGGAAUCAGAGCUACCUGGUUCCCAGCCCUGUGCUUAGGAUUCUAGACCACACUGUCUUUUCCACAGAAAAAUCUACUGAAGUUGAGAUCUGUGAUGAAGAAUGUGCCUCACCUGAGUCAGUGCAUCAGCAUACUCAAGAGGAGAGCCCUAUAGAAGUUCAUACCUCAGAAGACGUCCCAAUUGCUGUAGAAGUUCAUGCAAUCUCUGAAGACUAUGAUAUAGAGGCAGAGAACAAUUCCUCUGAGAGCCUCCAAGACCAGGCCGAUGAAGAACCACCAGCUAAACUCUGUAAAAUUCUUGACAAGGGCCAGGCUUUGAAUGUGACUGCCCAACAGAAGUGGCCUCUCCUGAGAGCCAACAGCAGUGGUCUCUACAAGUGUGAACUUUGUGAAUUUAACAGUAAAUACUUUUCUGACCUAAAGCAACAUGUGAUCCUGAAACACAAGCGCACUGACUCGAAUGUGUGUCGGGUGUGUAAGGAAAGCUUCUCUACCAACAUGCUUCUCAUUGAACACGCCAAACUCCAUGAAGAAGACCCCUACAUCUGUAAGUACUGUGAUUACAAGACUGUGAUCUUUGAGAACCUCAGCCAGCACAUUGCAGACACGCACUUCAGCGACCACCUUUACUGGUGUGAGCAGUGUGACGUGCAGUUCUCCUCAAGCAGUGAGCUCUACCUGCACUUCCAGGAGCAUAGCCGUGAUGAGCAGUACCUGUGCCAGUUCUGUGAGCACGAGACAGGGGACCCUGAGGACUUGCACAGCCACGUUGUCAACGAGCACGCUCGCAGACUGAUUGAGCUGAGUGACAAGUGUGGCAGUGGUGGCCAUGGGCAGUGCAGCCUUUUAAGCAAGAUCACCUUUGACAAAUGUAAAAAUUUCUUCGUGUGUCAAGUAUGUGGCUUUCGGAGCAGACUUCACACAAAUGUCAACAGACACGUGGCUAUCGAGCAUACUAAAAUAUUCCCUCAUGUUUGUGAUGACUGUGGGAAGGGCUUUUCCAGCAUGUUGGAAUAUUGCAAGCAUCUAAAUUCACAUCUAUCUGAAGGGAUUUACUUAUGCCAAUAUUGUGAAUAUUCAACAGGACAAAUUGACGAUCUUAAAAUUCAUCUAGAUUUCAAGCAUUCAGCUGACUUGCCUCAUAAAUGUAGUGAGUGCUUGAUGAGGUUUGGGAACGAAAGGGACUUACUCGGUCACCUUCAAGUCCAUGAGACUACCUGACCGUGAUCUUUACGUAAUGUUUAUGUAAAGGAAUAAAUUCUUUUUUUAAUGUUAAAAAUGGGCAAGCUGAAAUACUUUUGA